Dovyalis caffra is the source of this 1206-nucleotide messenger RNA. The record is from the annotation of a GenBank genome assembly. Lineage: Eukaryota; Viridiplantae; Streptophyta; Magnoliopsida; Malpighiales; Salicaceae.
AUGGCACCUUUCCUUUCAGGUGGUGGGUAUAGCUCCGAAGCUUGGUCUUAUAUUUUAGCACUUAAUGAAAACAUGAAAAGGGGAAGGUUUAAGUUGAGUAUUGAGCAACAUGGUGAUUUAGAAUCUUUGGAGUUUUGGGAAGGUUUGCCGCAAGAAACCCAGAAGUUGGCUAUUAAGCUUUACCAAACUGAAUGUAGAGUAAAUGAGACUAUUGUGAUUUGUCAUAGUGAGCCUGGUGCUUGGUAUCCACCAUUGUUUCAGACUAUGCCAUGUCCACCAACUGGUUAUAAAGAUUUCAACUUUGUUAUUGGUAGAACCAUGUUUGAGACUGAUAGGGUUAAUGUUGAGCAUGUUAAGAGAUGUAAUAGGAUGGAUUAUGUUUGGGUUCCUACUGAUUUUCACGUGUCUACAUUUGUGAAAAGUGGGGUUGAUCCAUCUAAGGUUGUUAAAGUUGUUCAGGCUGUUGAUGUUGAGUUCUUUGAUCCUUUAAAGUAUGAGCCUUUAGAUCUUGGUUCCAUAGGAAAUUUGGUUUUAGGUUCAAGGAAGAAGGAUUUGGAUUUGAAGAUGGAGUUUGUGUUCUUGAGUGUGUUUAAGUGGGAGUAUAGGAAAGGAUGGGAUGUAUUAUUGAAAGCAUACUUGAAAGAGUUUUCUAGGAUUGAUGGGGUUGCUUUGUAUUUGUUAACAAAUCCUUACCAUUCUGAUGGAGAUUUUGGGAACAAGAUAGUGGAGUUCGUUGAGGAUUCUGGCAUAGAGGAACCAGUUAAUGGUUGGGCUCCUAUUUAUGUGAUCAAUACGCAUAUAGCUCAGGUUGAUUUGCCAAGAAUGUACAAGGCUGCCCAUGCAUUUGUUCUCCCAUCAAGAGGGGAAGGGUGGGGGAGGCCUCUGGUUGAGGCCAUGUCGAUAUCUUUGCCAGUUAUUGCGACGAAUUGGUCUGGACCAACAGAGUAUUUGACAGAGGAGAAUAGCUAUCCAUUGCCGGUGGAUAGAAUGAGUGAAGUUAUGGAAGGGCCAUUCAAAGGGCAUCUUUGGGCUGAACCUUCUAUUGAUAAGCUACAACUUUUGAUGAGGCAUGUGAUAAGUAAUGUUGAGGAAGCUAAGAUGAAGGGAAGGCAGGCAAGAGAAGACAUGAUUAGAAGGUUUUCUCCUCAGAUUGUUGCUGGUUUUGUCACAGAUCUGAUAGAAAAUCUACUUGACAGGAUGAUUUGA